AUGCCUGACGACAAACAGCUCGAUGUCCUGUUGUACGGACUUGGAGCGAUCGGAUCAUUCUAUGCUUUCAUUCUAAGCAGAGCACCACACGUUCGAUUGACAGUUGUCGCAAGAUCGAAUUACGACGCAGUGAAAGAGAAUGGAAUCACCCUCUACAGCGAGAACCAUGGGGAGCAUACCAUCCGCCCGUACAAAGUCCUAAGAAAUGCAGCCGAGGCAGAAUCCAAAUUUGACUACAUCAUCUGCGCGCACAAGGCCAUCGCGCAGAAUGCCGUUCCGGCGCAGAUCGCCCCGGCGGUAGAUGAAGACAAGUCAACGAUUGUCAUUAUUCAGAACGGCGUUGGCAACGAAGUGUCGUUUCGUCAAGCGUUUCCCCAUACAACAAUCAUCUCAUGUGUAACUUGGACGGGAGCGGCGCAGCCUCAGCCUGGGCUUAUCAAGCAUACAAAGUCGGAGGAUAUGCAGAUAGGGUUAUACAAGAACGACGCCGACCAAGGAGUCGAGCAACAACGGCUGACCGAGUUUGCCUCUUUACUGACUAAGGGCAAGACCGUCUUCCAGGUGGUGCCCGACGUUCAGGUUCAGCGUUGGGAGAAGGUGGUCUGGAAUGCCGCUUGGAACUCCCUGACAACGCUUACGCUUCUCGACACACACUCCUGGCUGAGCUCAUCGCCAGAAGCCAAGCCGAUGACACAGUGCCUCAUGAGAGAAGUCAUCGACGUCGCCAAAGCUUGCAACGUUCCUAUCGGGUACGACUUGACUGACAAGCUUAUCGGCAAAAUCCUGGACAUGCAUCCAAUUGGCAGCAGCAUGCAAAAUGAUUUCAAAGCUGGGAGGCCGAUGGAAGUUGAUAUUAUCCUCGGCUACCCAUACCGAAAGGGCAAAGAAUUAGGCAUUGCAACACCGACGUUGGAUACGAUUUAUACCAUCUUGACCGGUACCAACGUCCGGCUACUUAGAAAGUCUGAGCAAUGA
Messenger RNA from Colletotrichum graminicola M1.001, 975 nucleotides. Its product is annotated as 2-dehydropantoate 2-reductase. Gene Ontology annotation, biological process: pantothenate biosynthetic process. Gene Ontology annotation, cellular component: cytoplasm. The record is from RefSeq and is a predicted model, not a curated record. Lineage: Eukaryota; Fungi; Ascomycota; Sordariomycetes; Glomerellales; Glomerellaceae. Gene Ontology annotation, molecular function: 2-dehydropantoate 2-reductase activity. The transcript has 4 exons. The coding region runs from base 1 to 975 and encodes 324 amino acids.